CCGAAGGGGGGUGUGGAGUGAUAAAAAUUUAUGUUUUCAUCAAGCCGGGCCAAGGAGAAUGGGGGUCCCACACCCAAAAGAAUGAAGACACGACAGAACAAGGACUCAAUGUCAAUGCGGAGUGGACGGAAGAAAGAGACUCCAGGGCCCCGAGAGGAGCUCAGGUCACGGGGUCGAGCUUCCCCUGGGGGCGUCAGCACCUCCAGCAGUGAUGGCAAGGCUGAGAAAUCCCGACAGGCGACAAAGAAAGGCCGGGUGGAGGAAUCCUGCACCCCCAAGGGCAGCAAGCAGGGCCGAACAGAAGAAAUCUCGGAGAGUGAAGGGGAGGACACCAACGCUCCCAAAAAAACCAAAACCGAGGAGUUGCCCUGCCCUCCAUCCCCAUCCGAUGUUGACAGCCUUGAUGGCCACAGCUUCAACGAUGAGAUGAGCAGUGACCCACGGGACAUUGACCAGGAUAACAGGAGCACCUCACCCAGUGUCUACAGCCCUGGCAGCGUGGAGAAUGACUCCGACUCCUCCUCUGUGCUGUCCCAGGGGCCGUCUCACUCCUACCACCACCCUCCACUCUUCCCCCACACCCCGCCGGUACCCGACAACCUGUCCCUUCCACCUGAACCCAGCUUUGGGCUCCCCGGGGAGGUGCACCCCCAGGGACCCCCUGCAGGGAGCUACCACUCCCAGCUGGAGGGUCAGGCCUCCCGCAUUUUCCAGGCUCAAGCCCCGCAGACACCUGCCUCCUCCUCCUCUGCUGUUGCUGCCCCUUCUGCUCCCCCUUCCUCCUCUUCCUCCUCCUCCUCUUCUUCCUCCUCCUCCUCCUCUGCCCAUGCUCCUCUUUACCCUACGGCCAAUGUGGUCCAGGUUGGGGCCAAAAUUACCAGCGGAGUGGGGGGGCUCCCAGCACCAGGGGGUCGCGAGCAGACCCUCAGCGCCAAGCACAAUCCGCCACCCACCACCCCCAUCUCGCUGGCAUCAGUGGUCGGGGGGCUAUUCAACAAACACCUAGACCGCGGCUUCAACUCCUGCUCCCGCACAGACCUGUACUUUGUGCCCCUCGACGGCUCCAAGCUGGCCAAGAAGAGGGCAGACUUGGUGGAGAAAGUGCGGCGAGAGGCUGAGCAGAAGGCGCGGGAAGAGAAGGAGCGGGAACGGGAGCGAGAGCGGGAGAAGGAGCGGGAGCGGGAGAAGGAGCGGGAGCUGGAGAGGAGCGUGAAGAUGGCCCAGGAGGGCCGGCCGGUUGAGUGUUCAUCCCUCGGGCCGGUUCCCCACCGCCCCUCCUUCGAGCAGGGCAGUGCUGUAGCAACUGUUCCCCCGUACCUGGGCCCUGACACCCCAGCUCUGCGCACCCUCAGCGAAUACGCACGGCCCCACGUCAUGUCCCCCAGCAACCGCAACCACCCUUUCUACGUGCCGCUGGGUGCAGUUGAUCCAGGCUUGCUGGGGUACAACGUGCCGGCCAUCUACAGCAGUGAUCCAGCAACGCGGGAGCGAGAGCUGAGGGAGCGGGAAGCCCGUGAACGAGACCUGAGGGACCGGGACCUGCGUGAACGUCUCAAGCCCGGCUUUGAAGUCAAGCCAGCCGAGUUGGAGCAGCUCCACGCUGUGCCAGCUGCUGCCAUGGAUCCGUUCCCACGCCAUGGUGGGCUGAGUCUGCAGACGGCCCCCGGCCUUCAUCCUGCUUUUCCCUUCCACCCAGGGCUGGGCCACUUGGAGCGGGAGAGGCUGGCGCUGGCAGCUGGCCCGACCCUUCGUCCCGACAUGUCCUACGCCGAGCGCUUGGCAGCUGAGCGCCAGCACGCCGAGCGGGUGGCUGCUCUCAGCAAUGACCCUCUGGCCCGGCUGCAGAUGCUCAAUGUGACACCUCAUCAUCAUCAGCAUUCCCACAUCCACUCCCACCUCCAUCUCCACCAGCAGGAUGCCAUACAUGCAGCCUCAGCCUCUGUUCACCCUCUUAUCGACCCGCUUGCCUCGGGAUCACACCUCACCCGGAUACCAUACCCAGCUGGAACCAUCCCCAACCCUCUCCUGCCUCACCCUCUACAUGAGAAUGAAGUGCUGCGCCACCAGCUUUUUGCUGCACCCUACAGGGACCUGCCGGGCUCUCUCUCCGCGCCCAUGUCAGCAGCACAUCAGCUCCAGGCCAUGCACGCGCAGUCAGCUGAGCUGCAGCGCCUGGCUCUGGAACAGCAGCAGUGGCUUCACGCCCAUCACCCUCUGCACGGCGUGCCGCUCCCGACGCAGGAGGAUUACUACAGCCACCUGAAGAAAGAAAGUGACAAACCCCUUUAAAUGGACUUCUACUGUCAACGUGACAUCAUCAUGUCUUUCUCUCAAGAGGAGCAAUCAAUCAACCAAAUUCUGGGGGAGGGGAAGCUGCAGAGUGACACAUCCUGAACCCACCAUGCAGUAGAGUGCAAGAGAAGACGGGACAAAAAGUACAGGAUGGCAUCCUGGGAGCAGAAAGUGGAGGAGGGAAAAUGGGGAGGGACUGAAACACCACUAACGGACAUGAAACGAUCGGUACGUGAUUUCAGCAGAGCUCUGAAUAAGACAGAAUCGGCAUUGCACAGAGCUCAAAAAGACAAAGACUGAUGUGAAUUCAGGAUGGCAGCAGCUCCAUCCUUUGUUUUGGGGGAACAGUUGCAUUAAAUAAAAAGCGCAGAGCGUUACAGGACUUCAUGUACAUGAUGCUGCUGCCUUUUCUGCUUCUGCGAGGAGGCGGUGCGGCCAAGAAGCAACUCAAAACCCAACAGAGCCUUUUUUCAAGAUGCCUCCUCACACCCCGCCCCCCUUUAGGUGUAAGAUACUGCUUAGCGAUACAAAAAAGCAACGUGGAACUUUUUCAGAUUAGCCAGAGCAGCUUCCCAUUCUCCAACAUCCCUUCAGAUGCAAACAAAGCAUUACGGGACCCCUUCAAAAGCGGCCGCUCCUGCCUGCAGAGGGACGGGUCCCAGCCAUUGGGGUGCAAAGCACCGCAAGACUGUUUGCAAGAUGGUGGCUGUGCUUUCCCACGGCUGACGGGAACGGGCACGGCUAUGAGGUGCAAAGCACCAGGAGACUGUUUUCAAGACUGCAAUCACCACCAUGACCCCUUCUGAGCCCCGCGGGGAGAGCUUGAUGUGGCCGAGCGUACUGCGUCCUGGGACUCUUUAAGAUGGCGGCUGCCCCUUUCCCCUCACCCAUUCUAAUUGAUGUACUUUAACUCAUGCACAUCCUAUUAGACGUGGCAGUUUUAUGUAGCAACUUGUGACUCCCUUGCCCCCGCGUGCGUGUCUGAUUUCACAGUUGUAUCUCUCGAUUGGUCCCCGUAUAUAUAUUUACUUAACCAUUAAAAGGAAAAGAAAAACCAACCAACAACCCAGCUAUGGAAAACCACCCAAACGAAGUUCCCCACGCACUCCCAAGCCCCAACACACAUUCUAAUAAUUUAUAUAUAUAAAUAUAUAUAUGAAGCUCUUAAAAAAAAAAAACCCAAACAAAAAGACCCUUCCAG
Molecule: messenger RNA, 3493 nt
Organism: Pygoscelis adeliae (Adelie penguin)
Lineage: Eukaryota; Metazoa; Chordata; Aves; Sphenisciformes; Spheniscidae
Gene: ATN1
Product: atrophin 1
Exons: 10
Coding region: 31-2289 (752 amino acids)
Cellular component (GO): nucleus
Molecular function (GO): transcription corepressor activity
Source: RefSeq, a predicted model, not a curated record